UCUGUCCUUGUAGGGAAGCGCUUAGAGGAACAGCUCCCUGUAGUAGUACCAUUGCACCAAACUAAGAUGGCAUCUCUGUCAGCUGCCGCCUCAAGCUCCAUGCUCCUCCAGAAACCAACGGAGCUCCACCAACCUUCCUCCACCUCCCUAUUCACCCUGAAGAACAUCCCUACCACCGUCGCCAGGAGGAGCCUCAGGGUCUCCGCGGUCCAUGCGGAGAAGGUGCCGGCAGAAGGAGCAGCGGGGAAGGUGAAGGCCGCCGCCGCCGUCGCCGCCGCUGCUGCGCCGCCGGCUACUUCCAGCAAGAACUGGACCCUGGAGGGAUGGAAGAGCAAGAAGGCCCUGCAGCUGCCGGAGUACCCGAACCAGGCAGAGCUGCAGGCCGUGUUGAAGACGCUGGAGUCGUUUCCCCCCAUUGUGUUCGCAGGGGAGGCGAGGCAUCUGGAAGAGAGGUUGGCUGAGGCCGCCAUGGGCAAUGCCUUCGUCCUUCAGGGCGGCGACUGCGCGGAGAGCUUCAAGGAGUUCAACGCCAACAACAUCAGGGAUACCUUCCGGAUCCUGCUCCAGAUGGGUGCCGUCCUCAUGUUCGGAGGCCAGAUGCCCGUCGUCAAGGUGGGGAGAAUGGCAGGGCAAUUUGCGAAGCCAAGGUCGGAUCCGUUCGAGGAGAGGGACGGGGUGAAGCUGCCGAGCUACAGAGGGGACAACGUCAAUGGGGAUGCCUUCGAGGAGAAGGCGAGGAUCCCGGAUCCGCAGCGGAUGAUAAGGGCCUAUACCCAGUCGUCGGCGACGCUCAACCUCCUGAGGGCCUUCGCCACCGGUGGCUACGCCGCCAUGCAGAGGGUCACCAACUGGAACCUCGACUUCACUGACAACAGCGAGCAAGGCGACAGGUACCGGGAGCUGGCGCACAGGGUGGACGAGGCGCUGGGAUUCAUGGCAGCAGCCGGCUUGACGAUGGACCACCCGAUCAUGACUACGACCGAGUUCUGGACAUCGCACGAGUGCCUGCUGCUUCCCUAUGAGCAGGCGCUGACCAGGGAGGACUCCACCACCGGCCUCUACUAUGACUGCUCUGCUCACAUGCUCUGGGUCGGCGAGCGCACCCGCCAACUCGACGGAGCCCACGUCGAGUUCUUGCGCGGGGUCGCCAAUCCCCUGGGGAUCAAGGUGAGUGAUAAAAUGAACCCCAGUGAUCUGGUUAAGCUCAUCGAGAUCUUGAACCCCCAAAACAAGCCCGGGAGGAUCACCGUAAUCUUGAGAAUGGGUGCUGAGAACAUGAGGGUGAAGCUUCCACAUCUCAUAAGGGCGGUCCGCAGAGCAGGCCAGAUUGUUACUUGGGUCAGUGACCCCAUGCACGGCAACACCAUUAAAGCUCCAUGUGGUCUCAAAACCAGGCCUUUCGAUGCCAUCAGGGCUGAGGUGCGUGCUUUCUUUGAUGUUCAUGAGCAAGAGGGCAGCCAUCCAGGAGGUGUUCAUCUGGAGAUGACUGGUCAGAAUGUGACCGAGUGCAUUGGUGGAUCGAGUACCGUGACAUUUGACGACUUGAGCUCACGGUAUCACACCCACUGUGACCCAAGGCUCAAUGCUUCGCAGUCCCUUGAGCUUGCAUUCAUCAUCGCAGAGCGGCUACGCAAGAGAAGGAUUGGGUCUCAGAAACUGCAGGGCUCACCUUUUCCUUCGGCCUUUUGAGUUCUGUUAAACUGCAGUUAUUUCAUCAUUGUGGUCGAUAUUUUGGUUUAUUAUGUUGCUAAGCUGAAUGGUGGGAGUUCUCUGUUGUAAUUCCUACUGCGCCAUGCAAAGGUGUUUGUGAGAGUGGAUUUAAAUAACGAAGAAAUCGAGAUGUUCUAUCA
Messenger RNA from Nymphaea colorata (pocket water lily), 1850 nucleotides. RefSeq names its product phospho-2-dehydro-3-deoxyheptonate aldolase 2, chloroplastic-like. The transcript is spliced from 5 exons. The record is from RefSeq and is a predicted model, not a curated record. Gene Ontology annotation, biological process: aromatic amino acid biosynthetic process. Gene Ontology annotation, molecular function: 3-deoxy-7-phosphoheptulonate synthase activity. Lineage: Eukaryota; Viridiplantae; Streptophyta; Magnoliopsida; Nymphaeales; Nymphaeaceae. Bases 67 to 1689 code for a protein of 540 amino acids.